Messenger RNA from Ictidomys tridecemlineatus (thirteen-lined ground squirrel), 1433 nucleotides. Lineage: Eukaryota; Metazoa; Chordata; Mammalia; Rodentia; Sciuridae. The record is from RefSeq and is a predicted model, not a curated record.
AUGGAACCAUGGAACCAAACCAGUGCCUCUGAAUUCAUCCUCCUGGGACUUUCAGAGAAGCCAGAACAUGAGACUCUUCUCUUUUCCCUGUUCCUCUGCAUGUACGUGGUCACCGUCAUCGGGAACCUGUUGAUCAUCCUGGCCAUCGGCUCCGAUUCCCACCUCCACACGCCUAUGUACUUCUUUCUGGCCAACCUUUCCUUGGUCGAUUUCUGCCUGGCCACCAACACUGUCCCCAAGAUGUUGGUGAACAUCCAAACCAGGAGCAAGUCCAUCUCUUAUCCUUGCUGCCUGACCCAAAUGUACUUUUUCCACUUCUUUGGUAUCAUGGAUAGCGUCUUAAUCGCCGUGAUGGCCUAUGACCGGUUCGUGGCCAUCUGUCACCCCUUACACUACACCACCAUCAUGAGCCCCCGCCUCUGUGGACUGCUCACGGGGGGUCCGUGGGUGACUUCCUGCUUCCUCUCCCUCACCCACAUCCUCCUGAUGGCCCGCCUUGUCUUCUGUGGCAACAAUGAGCUGCCCCACUACUUCUCUGUGAUGUACACAGCGGUCACCCCCAUGCUGAACCCCUUUAUCUACAGCCUGAGGAACAGGGACCUGAAGGGGGCCCUGAGGAAGCUCAUCAACAGAAAGGUCAGCUCGUCUUCCUGACCACCGUGACACUGGGGAAUAUCCAGAGAGGAGAGACGAAACGUGAGUGAGCUUGGAACAAACUCUGGAACUGCAUGGGAUGGAAGAGUGGCCACUUUGGAUUUUGAGUUGCAGAAGUUCAAAAGCAAAUCUUAAAAAAGACUUUGUAACUAUUUCCCCCAAAUGCUGGAACCAGUGAGCAUCCUGCCGAGUAUAUCUCACACCAUCUUCCCAGAAGGGUGAGUCUAGCCCUUCCCGAUUGGAAGUGUGCCCUGGUUCAUAGUCCAGAUGGUACUCAGUACGCAGAGUCGUGCAUUGCUUGAUCUCAUCGGGACCACUGUCAUACAUGCAGUCUGCAUUGACUGAAUGUCAUUAGGGCCAUGUGACUCUGUUUGUUGAGUACUGACUCACUGAGGGCUUGAUGUUAGGUGCUGGCCACAGGGUGGCAAGCAGGUGAGACAGGAUCCUUGGAGUGUGGAGUUUAUCAUUAAGCGUGGGGAGGACAGAGCCCAGGUAGUUACAGUAAGCGAAAUCCAAACCUCGAGGGAAAGGUAAGAGUCUGGAAGAGAAGGUUCCUUGGGAGAGGUGAUCCCAGAUCCAAAUAAGAAAUAUUGUCCACGUACAAACAAGGAGAAAGAGCAUCUCAGACGAGGUCAACCAUAUGAGAAAAUAUUAGCAAAAGACACAUUUGAGAAGUGAAAAUCCAGUUGUAGCCAAAGCCGCUGGGGAAUGCCAGGUCAGGGUGGAUUUUGGAAACCGACCUGAGAGUCUGACUUUUCUCCUAAGAACUUGACAUCCAA